Molecule: messenger RNA, 1032 nt
Organism: Anisakis simplex (herring worm)
Lineage: Eukaryota; Metazoa; Nematoda; Chromadorea; Rhabditida; Anisakidae
Source: the annotation of a GenBank genome assembly
CGGAAACGUCCCCUCUCGGAACGAACGCCAACGACAUCGUCGUCUAAACAACGCAUUUUAACGCCUUCUCAGCCUAUAAUAAAUCGAAAUCGUCACGACGGUGACAAUGGUGGACCAAAGCAAACAAAUAAGCAUGGGCAACAACUUAUGAAGCGCUUGAAUGUACCAGCGUACCGUAGACAACUGUCAAAAGCACGCAAGAAUGCAAUGGAACUAAAGCGAAUCCGUGAAGCGUUGAAACGUCACAUGAAGGUGCCCAAAAGUUUACCAUUGAAUUCACUGAAGCGAAAGUCUCAUUCAAGAAAGCACACCCGUCCAGUUGAUCCUGAAAAACGUCGUCUUCGGAAACUGAUGCGACUGAAAACCAUUCUUAAGUAUCAGUCCGCUAAAUUGCCUGUUGCAAAUUCACCUCCACCUCCACCUCCAGCAGCGCCUGCAAAUGCUAGACCAAUCGCACGACCGCAUUUACCUCAACAGCAUCAAAAUACUCACCGUCAGAUACGUCCACAAAACCCUGCGAAGGUGAACUUUGGGGUGAAAGCUCCUGCACGUCAAUUCCAAGCCAGAACAGUGCAACCUGUGGUAACCACACAAGUUCAAUCGGCAGCAAAAACCCAGAACCCUUCAUUUGCUAGUCAGCGUCUCAUCUCCCAGCAACAGUCUCAGCUCCAGAAUUUGCACAUUCCAACGGCAAAACCAAUAUUAUCGAAUCAGUUCAGACCUUUACCGGUACUGCCUCGUGAUCCAGAAACUGAGGCAUAUCUUCGUGAAAUUGAAGACUACGAUUUUGCAAUUGAAACGCAAAAGCAGAUGCAACGGCAACUACGGCGAAAAGCUACGCGAUCUGAAGGCACUCGUGAUGCUUUCGAUGAUACAGACAUUCAGUAUGAGAACAUUAGAACACCAAAAGGAGAGAAAUAUGCCGGUCCAGGUUCAGCGAAUUUCAUCGCUCCACAAUUACGAGUAGAAAUUCCAACAACAACUCCAGCAGUACCGCAAGGUAUUAGCCAACAAUUCGGUAUGAGUUUUUGA